Nematolebias whitei (Rio pearlfish) is the source of this 4167-nucleotide messenger RNA. RefSeq names its product ATPase phospholipid transporting 8B2 (gene atp8b2). Gene Ontology annotation, cellular component: plasma membrane. The record is from RefSeq and is a predicted model, not a curated record. Gene Ontology annotation, molecular function: ATP hydrolysis activity; ATP binding; magnesium ion binding. NCBI's taxonomy places the organism in Eukaryota, Metazoa, Chordata, Actinopteri, Cyprinodontiformes, Rivulidae. Gene Ontology annotation, biological process: Golgi organization; phospholipid translocation. Bases 1 to 4167 code for a protein of 1388 amino acids. The transcript has 29 exons.
AUGGCAGUGCAGAAAGAGCUCCAGGAGCAAUGGUUUUCACUCAUUCUGCCUUUUCACAGAAAGGAAAAGAGAAUUUGUUGGAAGAAUGUUGAAAAAGACGCUGACAGUGUUGGUGCCUUUACAGAGGAGGAGAGAAAGGUCAAAGCCAACGAUAGGGAGUACAAUGAAAGGUUUCAGUAUGCGAGUAACUGCAUCAUGACAUCCAAGUACAACAUCCUCACAUUUCUGCCUGUCAACCUGUUUGAACAGUUCCAGGAAGUAGCCAACACUUACUUCCUUUUCCUGCUCAUACUGCAGUUGAUACCUCAGAUUUCCUCCCUCUCCUGGUUCACAACCAUUGUGCCUUUGGCUCUGGUGCUGAGCAUCACUGCAGUAAAAGAUGCCACAGAUGACUAUUUUCGCCACAAGAGCGACAGCCAGGUGAACAAUCGUCAGUCUCAGGUCCUCAUCCGAGGCUCACUGCAGAAUGAAAAGUGGAUGAAUGUAAAAGUGGGUGACAUCAUUAAACUGGAGAACAAGCAGUUUGUUGCAGCUGACGUCCUCCUGUUGUCGAGCAGCGAACCUCACGGUCUGUGUUACAUUGAGACUGCUGAGUUAGACGGAGAAACCAACAUGAAGGUGCGUCAGUCUGUAUCGGUGACAGCUGAGCUUGGUGACCCAAACAAUUUGGCAGCAUUUAACGGUGAGGUGGUGUGUGAGCCUCCCAACAACAAGCUGGAUCGUUUUUGUGGAACUCUGUAUUGGCGAGACAAAAAGUACCCCCUGACCAAUCAGAACAUGCUGCUCCGAGGCUGUGUCCUCCGCAACACAGAGGCCUGCUACGGCCUGGUCAUCUUUGCAGGCCCAGAUACCAAACUAAUGCAGAACAGCGGCCGUACCAAGUUUAAACGUACGAGCAUCGAUCGUUUGAUGAACACUCUGGUCCUCUGGAUCUUUGGUUUCCUGUUCUGCAUGGGUGUGAUCUUGGCUGUGGGGAACGCAGUGUGGGAGAAAGAGGUGGGGUCUUUGUUCCAGAGCUACCUGCCCUGGGACCCUCCUGUGGACAACUUCCUGUUCUCAGCCUUCCUCUCAUUUUGGUCCUAUGUCAUCAUUCUGAACACAGUGGUGCCCAUCUCUCUGUAUGUCAGUGUGGAGGUGAUCCGGUUGGGACACAGCUACUUCAUUAACUGGGACCAGCACAUGUUCUGCUCACAGUGUAACACAGCAGCCGAGGCCAGAACCACCACUCUGAAUGAAGAACUGGGCCAGGUUGAAUACAUCUUUAGUGACAAGACAGGAACUCUCACUCAGAACAUCAUGAGCUUCAAUAAGUGCUCCAUCAAUGGACAAACCUACGUACAUAUAGUUUAUUAUAUAUUAUCAUUUCCCCCUCCUCUCUUGUUUUGUCUUCAGAGGCUGGACUUCACCACUUUUAACCCCCUGGCAGACCCAGAUUUCUGUUUUUAUGACGACAAGCUGCUGGAGUCAGUGAAAAUGGGCGACCUGAGCGCUCACGAGUUUUUCCGCCUGCUUUCUCUCUGUCACACUGUGAUGAGUGAGGAGAAGAGCGAAGGAGAGCUGGUUUAUAAAGCCCAGUCUCCAGAUGAGGGAGCUCUGGUGACGGCAGCUCGAAACUUCGGCUUCGUGUUUCGCUCCCGAACGCCCGGGACGAUUACAACCACAGAGAUUGGCCAAACCGUCACCUACUCGCUGCUUGCCAUCCUGGACUUCAACAACAUUCGCAAAAGGAUGUCUGUUAUAGUUCGAAACCCAGAAGGAAGGAUCCGUCUUUACUGUAAAGGAGCCGACACUGUGCUGUUAGAAAGACUCCACCCCUCCAACCUGGAACUGAUGACCAUCACCUCAGACCACCUUAAUGAGUAUGGAGCAGAUGGGUUGCGGACCCUCGCCCUGGCCUUCAGGGACCUUUCUGAGGACGAGUGGGAGGUCUGGUCAGAGAGCCAGCGUCUUGCUGACAAAGCCACGGACUACAGGGAGGACAGACUUGCAGCGGUUUAUGACAAGAUAGAACAAGACAUGAUGCUUCUUGGUGCCACAGCUAUAGAGGACAAGCUGCAGGAAGGUGUCCCAGAAACCAUCGCUCUCCUCACUCUGGCCAACAUUAAGAUCUGGGUUCUCACUGGAGACAACACAGAAACAGCCGUCAACAUAGGUUACUCGUGUAAGAUGUUGACAGACGAUAUGUCCGAAGUGUUCAUCAUCAGCGGACACACCGUUCAGAGCGUUCGACAAGAACUCAGGAAGGCGAGGGAAAGGAUGAUUGAGCUGUCCCGUUCCAGAGAUGGAGGAAAAAGUGAAGGGAUGGAGGGAUGGGUAGAGGCAUGCUUCACGGAGAACGGGUUCAGAGAAGGGCAAGAAGGAGACGAUACGGCAAAAGGAGGAGGAGGAGGAGGAGGAGAAGGGAAACAGGUUCAUGGUUCUUCUUUUCCUUCACCUCCCUCAAGCUUCAUGGACAGCAUCUCUGGAGAGUUUGGCCUCGUGAUCAGCGGUCACAGUUUGGCUCAUGCACUUGAAGCGGACAUGGAGGCAGAGUUUGUGUCAACAGCUUGUGCGUGCAAAGCGGUUAUCUGCUGCAGAGUCACGCCGCUGCAGAAAGCUCAGGUGGUGGAGCUCAUCAAAAAACACAAGAAGGCCGUCACUCUGGCUGUAGGAGACGGCGCUAACGACAUUAGCAUGAUCAAAAGUGCUCAUAUUGGAGUCGGUAUCUCCGGUCAGGAGGGGAUCCAGGCUGUGCUGGCCAGCGAUUACUCCUUCGCCCAAUUCCGCUUCCUCCAGCGCCUCCUGCUGGUCCACGGUCGCUGGUCCUACUUGCGCAUGUGCCGGUUCCUUUGCUACUUCUUCUACAAGAACUUUGCCUUCACUAUGGUGCACUUCUGGUUUGGCUUCUUCUGUGGCUUUUCUGCUCAGACGGUGUAUGAUCAGUACUUCAUCACACUCUACAACAUUGUGUUCACCUCCCUCCCUGUGCUGGCCAUGGGGAUAUUUGACCAGGAUGUUGCAGAUCAGAGAAGUCUGGAAUGUCCUAAGUUGUACGAGCCCGGUCAGCUCAAUCUCCUCUUCAACAAGAAAGAGUUUUUCAUCUGCAUCACUCAGGGCAUCUACACGUCCGUGGUGCUUUUUUUUGUCCCCUACGCCGUCCUGUCCAAUGCCACUCAGAGCAGCGGUGUGCCGCUCGCUGACUACCAGACAUUUGCCGUCACCACGGCGACCGCCCUGGUCAUUGUAGUCAGUGUACAGAUCGCUCUCGACACAGGCUUCUGGACAGUUAUUAACCACGUGUUUGUGUGGGGCUCUCUGGGUUCUUAUUUCACCAUCAUGUUUGCGUUGCACAGCCAGACCCUCUUCAGGAUCUUUCCCAACCAGUUCCACUUUGUAGGUUGUGCCCAGAACACACUAUUGCAGCCAGUCGUGUGGUUAACUAUUGCACUAGCGACAGCAAUCUGCAUAGUUCCAGUUAUGGCAUGUCGCUUCCUCAAGCUGGACCUAAAGCCUCAGCUCUCAGACAUGGUGCGUCACACUCAGUUGGUGCGGCAGAGGAGGAGGAAGCCGCCAGGUUGUGGUAUCGGAGGGGCUUGGCGUGGCGCCGGCAGUGUCCCUGAGAGCCGCUUCGGCGCCCGCGGUGGCUCCCGGAGGUCAGGCUAUGCCUUCGCCCACCAAGAAGGCUUUGGAGAGCUGAUCACGUCAGGAAAAAACAUGAGACUCUCCUCUCUGGGCCUGGCCAGCUUUGCCUCCAGGCACAGCUCGAGCUGGAUCGAAACCCUCCGUAGGAAGAAAAAUACUCACACUCCUCCCAGCACCUCCGAGAACUGCAGCCCGGCGCCCAGACAUGCUUCCAGGAUGGUUCCACCACUUUCAAACUCUUCAUCUGUUCUGGGCGGCUCACAGGAAGCGCAGAUCGAGGAGGAGACGGUCACAGAAGCAGGUCAGAACAUUCGAGCUGUCCCCGCUGUGCUCACACAGCCAGCAGCUUCUGGGUCAGCUCAGGCCUCUCCUGCUGAGAACAUCCCCUCUGCCGCUGUGAGGUCAGACUCACCAGGAGGCUGGAUGCUCUCCUUUGGAACUGUGCAGGAAGCUCUGUUUGGCUGGAAGGCUGCUGCAGCUCGUCCAACUGCGUCCAGCAAACAGGGCUCUCCACGUGCUGCCAUGGAAACCAGCCAGACUGAGUAA